AUGUGUGCUGCCCCAACCGGCCUAAUAAUCACAUCAAAAACAAAUUCAUUACUAACAAAUAUCUAUCCUCGAUACGAACUGUUCACUGAUGAUUCACUUAAGCUCAUUUUGACGGCAUAUGCGGUAAUAAAGUAUGUGUUCAAUAAUAAUGAUUUAACACAAAGCUGCUAUAAUGGUAUGCCCGUUCAUCUGCCAUUGCUUGCCGGUUUUUUGGCUACUCAUUUGAUAUUUAACAAACGGCCAUUACACUCAGUCACUUUCUGUACACCUAUAGCCGAGGAUCCAAGCUCACAAACAGCAGCUGAAGCUUGUCUUCUAGGUACGAAAGCUGCUUUUCUUGAUACUCACUUUCAAAAGGAAGUAGUUAUCGUGGUAGAUGAAAAAAUUUAUCGCACUUAUAUCAAGGUUACACAAACAAAUCCUUUUGAUUUUCGAGGUAUAACAAUUUAUGCAGGUGAUUUUCACGUUAUGAAGAAUUAUAUGAUCGUCGUAUGGGAUGUUUUAGAUGAUUCAGGCAUUGAAGAUAUACUGGGUUACUUUUACAAAGGAGCAUCAUUAAGAUCAAUUUUGGUUGUUCAUCAUUUCAAUAAAUCGUUACGGUGUUGUAAAUUAUUAUACACCGCAUUAUCAAUGCUAUUAAUCCAAUCGUUUUUAAAAUCCUUACCGUGGUUUGUUGAUAAAGUAAAAUUAAUUGUUCGUGAUAUAUCAAACGAUUAUAAUUUCCUGAAAGAUGAACUGAAACAAGGGGUUUUCAAAAAUAUGUUAGAACAGGUCGAUACGGUAGAACUGUCCGUAGCACUGGAUGCCUGGACGAUAGAAACCAUUCGAAAAAAUACUACCUUCAAAUUUUGGUAUUUUGUUUUACAUUUACUGUUAGAACCGUUAAUCAUUUUCUACACGUCAAUUAGAACAGCAAAUUUUCCAGCACGAAAUGCAGCAUUAUCUCGGAUGGCACCUUUGUUUUUUUCGAACAAUCAUCGGAAUUAUGCGCGUUUAUGUGCACAACAUUUAUCCGAUUUACGAAUUAGUUCUGAUUAUCUAUUGCAACGUUUAUCGCGAUCAUUUGCAGUUAAUCGAACACAUCGGCCAUUCUCAUCAAUUGCCAUGGAUCAAACCAUCGAGUGCACUAUUAACAAACUUGGAAAAGGUAGUGGUGGAAUAUCAGGUCGUUUUAAUCAAGAAUUAAUCAAUAUAUGGACAAAUUCAUUUGCAUACAGAUCGUUAAUGACAAGUGUUACCCACGAAAUUGCAGGUUUAGAAACAGCCAAUAAUACUAUUGACUCACAUGCUGAAUGUUCACCAAGGCGGCUAAAGACAGAUAAUAAUGAUUUAACAACGAUUAUUUGCAAAUUAGCAGCAGAAAAGUUAUUUACAUGUGAAAAUGAACAUUGCCGAAAAUUAUUAUCUGGUAAAAUUAUACACGACGAUAUUAUUGACAGUAUUUGUACGUCGUAUGACCGGGAUUUAGAAGCUUUAAAAAAAUACAUCGAAGAACGUUUUGUUAUGAAAUCUGUACAAAUUGACGAGCCACUUAAAGAUUGCGUCUGCGAGAUACAGAUUUACUUAACGUCUAUCUUUUCCCAUGAAUUUACAUUAGCACCGUUAGCAUUAUGUGAUCAUUCAAAUCUUGAUUUAAUGAAUCAACAGAAAAAAUCAGCAGUAUUGGAUUAUUUGAAAGAAGAGUUUCCGGUUGCAUUUUCAACAGUCGAUUCCUCAACAAAACCAGAAUAUUCUGUCUUAAUGGAGGAAGCAGACACAAGAAUGUUAUUAUAUGCUUACGAACUUCAAAUAGAUAACCGUUAUAACAAAAUUACAAUUCAGGCUACUGACACAGAUGUUAUUCUUCUAUAUAUAGCAUACGCGAAUAUCAUUAACGUCGAUUCGUUAGUAAUAAAAUCGUUUAAUACAUCAACAAAAAAAAAUACUUAUAUAAACACAACAAUUGUUGCCAAUGAACUAAUCAUUACUAAACAUUGCGAACCAGUAAUAUUAUUAAUACUACAUGCAUUAUCUGGUUGCGACACAACUUCAUUCAUUAGAAAUGUGACUAAAAUUAAAUUUUUAAAAACAUAUUUUAAUAAUCCACAACUGUACAAUGAGAUUAUUAGAUUUGCAGAAAAUCCAUUGAAAGAUGAAACAAUAUUGGUAGCUGAACAACUAUUACUGGCAUGUUAUUCUAAUAAGUCGUUAUCUCAAAAUUCCACCCAACAAUAUUCGACGUUGGAUGAACUUCGAGCAGCAGCUGCUGUGAGUGCUUUUAAACAGCACAACAAAAAUAUUUCAGUAGCUUUACCGCCAACUUCCGAUGCAUUUAAGUUUCAUUGUUUACGUGCAUUCAGACAAAUUUAUAUAUGGACAAAAUCAUUUGAUCAAUUUAUUCGUUAUCCAGCUUUAGACAAUAAUUGUUAUGAAUUGACUGAUCGUCAAAUUACGAUCUAA
Didymodactylos carnosus is the source of this 2439-nucleotide messenger RNA. Lineage: Eukaryota; Metazoa; Rotifera; Eurotatoria; Philodinida; Philodinidae. The record is from the annotation of a GenBank genome assembly.